Conger conger (European conger) is the source of this 13680-nucleotide messenger RNA. Its product is annotated as protocadherin Fat 3-like. The record is from RefSeq and is a predicted model, not a curated record. Gene Ontology annotation, molecular function: calcium ion binding. The transcript has 27 exons. Gene Ontology annotation, biological process: homophilic cell-cell adhesion. Bases 1 to 13680 code for a protein of 4559 amino acids. Gene Ontology annotation, cellular component: plasma membrane. NCBI's taxonomy places the organism in Eukaryota, Metazoa, Chordata, Actinopteri, Anguilliformes, Congridae.
AUGGGCGGAGUGCAUCCCUGUCUCCUCUGCCUGGUGCUCCGGCUCCUCCUGCCUCUCUCUGAGAUCUGGUGCCGAGGUCCUCAGGAUCCCGGGGGGGCCCUCCGCUUCGUCUUCACGCGCCCUGUCUACAACGCCACUAUUUAUGAGAACUCUGCUGCCAGAACCUACGUUGCCAGCGAGGUCAGGAUGGGGGUGUGUCUGGCCCUCCAGGCCUGGGACAUCGAGUACCGGAUUGAUUCCGGGGACGAGGAGGGCCUCUUUAGUGCAGAGGAGUACACUGUGGGCGAUUUCUGCUUCCUGCGUAUUAGAACAAAAGGCGAGAACUCGGCUGUCCUGAACCGGGAGAUACAGGGCAGGUACGUUCUGACCGUGAAGGCCACCGCAAAAGGCGGCCUGGAGUCAUCCACCACAGUGAAUGUGCAAGUCUUGGACAUGAAUGAUCUUCGACCGCUCUUUUCACCCACUGCUUAUUCGGUCAGUGUUUCCGAGAGCACCCCUCUGGGGACAAGUCUGGUGCAGGUAACCGCAACGGAUGCUGACGUUGGCUCCAACGGAGAGUUUUAUUACUUCUUCAGUGAAACAGUGGAGGACUUUGCCGUCCACCCGACAAGUGGUGUGAUCUCUCUUUGCACUAAGCUGAAUACAGACAAGCAGACAAUUUACAACCUGGAGGUCUUAGCUAUUGACAGAGGAGUGAAGCCAUAUGGGAUUAAUGGCGUGAGCAGCACAGCAAAGGUAUCUAUCAAUGUGGAACGUGUGAAUGAAUAUGCCCCCACCAUGAAAAUCGUUGUGGACAUCCCUUCCUUGUUGGAUACAAACUCCAUCUAUGCUGUGGUCACAGUGGAAGACAUGGAUGAAGGGCUGAAUGGAGGUAUUGAAUGGGUUUCCAUUGUGGCUGGAGACCCUUUGGAACAGUUUGUUGUGGAUCGUUCAGCAGUGGGAAAUGAGUACAAGAUAAAGACCUCUGAGCUGGUGGACUGGGAGAGUUUCCCAUAUGGCUUAAACCUCACACUUCAGGCCAAAGACAGUGGGUCACCUCCAAUGUUCUCAGACUUCCAUGUAGUGCAGUUGUUGGUAAAAAGACCCCAGUCUACUGAAGUUAAUUUUGAAAAAGAGACUUACCAAAUCACGCUCAGUGAAAUUUCACCUCCUGGUUCCACUGUAGUUGCAGUAAAAAUUUCUCCCAAACCUAUUAUAGCUAAAUACUCUCUUAUUCCCUCUCAGGAUUCGCAGUAUUUCAAGAUAAAUGCUCAAACAGGUGUAAUCACAACAGUUCAACAGUUCACUGAGGUAAAACAGAUGUUUUUUUCACUGGAUGUCGCUGAGGUUAAAAGUGCCCUAAGAACCAAAGUGCUGGUUACCAUAGAGGAUACAAAUGACAACACACCUACGUUUAGCCAGGCUUCCUAUGAGGUUAUUAUUAAUGAAAGUGCUCCCAUUGGUACAACACUUCUAGCUGUAUCUGCAGUGGAUGCUGAUGAAGGGGAAAAUGGAUUAAUAACUUACAGUAUUGCUAGCCUUCAGCCUCUACCCUUCAAUAUUGACCCAUUAACUGGUGUUUUAAGGACAACAAAAGAGCUGGACUUUGAGUCUGAAUGCGAGAUUUACACAUUUCUUGUGAGAGCAUCUGACUGGGGUUCACCUUAUAGACGUGAGAGUGAAGUCAAUGUCACGAUUAGCUUAGCUAACAUUAAUGAUAACAAGCCUGUGUUUGAAAAGAUAGCAUGCCGGGGCAUGCUCUCUCGUGAUUUCCCCAUUGGGAAGGUAAUAAUCACUAUGUCUGCCAUAGAUCUAGAUGAAGAGGAACCCAUUAAGUUCAAGCUUAUUUCUGGAAAUGAGCAAGAUUUCUUUAACUUGAACCCUGACUCUGGCAUUCUGUCUUUGAGGAGGUCUUUAGCGACUGCUAAUCCAAAAAAUGCAGUUUUCAAUUUAAAAAUGAUUGCCACAGAUGGAGAGUCCUUCUCAGUCCCCACCUUUGUAAACAUUUCAGUUUUACGUGGAAGAAUGGGUUCUAAGAGUUUCAAAUGUAGGGAAACCAGAAUUGCUCAAAAGUUGGCUGAAAAGCAACUAAAAGCUACUUCUUGUAGUGAGCCCAUAACGGAAGAGAGAAAUUCUGACGUCUUCUCUGUGAAUAGACAGACCCCUCAGUUUGAGUCCUUUCCCUCUGACAUAUCGGUGCAAGAAGACCUCAAGGCUGGUGCGAGUGUCCUUAAAAUUAAGGCAUACGAUGGAGAUUCUGGCUUCAAUGGUAAGAUCCUGUAUGCAAUAUCUGAUGGAAAUAAAGACAACUGUUUCAGCAUUGACAUUGAAAGCGGUUUAAUAAAGGUCUUUCUUCCAAUGGACCGUGAGGAAACGGACAAGUAUCUUCUCAACAUAACGAUUUGGGACUUGGGUCAGCCCCAGAAAUCCAGCUGGCGUCUUUUGAAUGUAAACGUCGAGGAUGCUAACGACAACGAGCCUCGAUUCCUGCAGGAAAGCUACAGCGCCGUGAUUCCCGAGGACACCCCUAUUGGCUCAGAGGUCACUAAGGUUCAGGCUACGGAUAGCGAUUCGGGGCCGAACGGUGAAAUUUACUACACAUUGCUACCAAGUGCCACUCCGUUUGGGAUUCACAGCUCGAGCGGAAUUGUGUACGUUGCUGAGCCGCUUGACCGGGAAUACAUUUCAACAUUUAGCCUUAGAAUUGAAGCACGUGAUACGGGAAAGAAAGGCAGCCAGAGGUCCUCUGUGGUGACGCUGACAGUAUCUCUGAAGGACGUCAAUGACUGCCCGCCCGCUUUCAUCCCAAACUUCUACAACGCCCGCGUCCCGGAGAACCUCCCCGUGGGCACUGUCAUCACCUGGCUCAAUUCCCGGGACCCAGACCUGGGAGUGGGCGGCCAGGUCAGAUACACCCUGCUGAACGGUUUCAACGGGGUGUUUGCAGUGCACGGAGACAGCGGGGCGGUGAGGCUGACGAAGCCGCUGGAUUACGAGCAGCGGCGGUUCUACAACCUAACGGUGCAGGCCGCUGACGAUGGCCGGCCUGUCGCGUUGCGCUCCAACUCUUUUGUGGAGGUGGAGGUGGUGGACGUGAACGAGAACCUGUACGCGCCCUACUUCUCCGAGUUUACGCUGAAGGCCUCGGUGAAGGAAAACUCUCGGAUCGGAACCAGCGUGCUGAAGGUCAAGGCCAAGGACGACGAUAAAGGAAAAGAUGGAGACGUCCGCUACUCCAUCAGAGGCGGCAGUGGUCUCGGCAGAUUCUCCAUUGAUGAGGAAACAGGUGUCAUCUAUACCACAGACACUCUAGACCGCGAGACUACGGCCUCCUAUUGGCUGACGGUCCGUGCCACGGACAGGGGGGUGGUGCCUCUCUACGGCACCAUUGAAAUAUACAUCCAGGUGGAGGACAGGAACGACAAUGCUCCCCUGACCUCUGACCCCAUAUACCGUCCCGCCGUCACGGAGAACUCGCCCAGAGAUGUGGCUGUGAUUCAGAUCCAGGCCGAGGACCUCGACGCUGCUGCGUCGGGAGACCGUCUCAGCUACCGCAUAACUGCUGGGAACCCGCAGAACUUCUUUGCCAUCAACCCCCAAACGGGUCUUAUAACCACAACCUCACGAAAACUGGACCGAGAACAGCAGGCUGAGCACUUUUUGGAGGUGACAGUCAUGGACAUGGGCCGGGCCACCAGGCAGUCCACGGUCUGGGUGAUUGUGCGCAUUCUGGAUGAAAAUGAUAAUAGGCCACAGUUUCCAGAGACGAUCUACAAAAUCGGCCUCCCUGAGCGUGACCGUAACAGGAGAGGAGACCCCAUCUACAGGGUGUUUGCCUUCGACGCGGACGAGGGCCCCAAUGCGGACCUCUCCUACAGCAUCGUGGAUGGGAAUGAGGAUGGCAAGUUCUUCAUAGACCCCGUGACAGCUGUGGUUUCCUCGAGAAAGAUGGUCACUGCCGGGAGUUUUGACAACCUGACGAUACGAGCCACAGACGGCGGAACUCCUGCAAAGUGGUCCACAGCACAGCUGGACAUCACAUGGGUCCGCAAGCCAGUACCAUCUGCCCAGCCUCUGUUGUUCAUGAAACCGUACUACAAAUUCAGCAUCGCCGAAGACACCCAGGUGGCCAAGACUGUGGGCACAGUCUCAGCCCAGCAGAGAACUACACCCUUAUGGUUUUACAUCACAGGUGACGGAUCCUCCAGGGAGAUGUUUUAUAUUCCUCAAACUCCUUGUUGGAGAAACUGUUCCACAGCUGGCGGAACAUCUGACAACCAAUUUGAUGUUGAAAAUGGAGUGGGGACCAUCGUCAUAGCAAGGCCGAUGGAUGCUGAGCUCCAAUCAUUCUACAACAUGACCGUGGAGGUGACAGAUGGGACCAACACUGCAUCCACAAUGGUACUCAUCACGGUCCAGGAUUGCAAUGACAACCCGCCCGUCUUCUCCCGGCCGACGUACGACGUGGCCGUCUCUGAGGACGUGCCGGCGGACACGGAGGUGCUCCGCGUGCUGGCCACGGACCGGGACGCGAGGAGCCGGCUGAGCUACUCCAUCCACAGCAGCGUGGACUCGGCCAGCAUGCGCAUGUUCCGGAUCAACCCCGGGACCGGAGCCGUCUACACCGCUUACCGGCUCGACCACGAGACCCGCAACCAGCACAUUCUCACUGUCAUGGUGAAGGAUCAGGAGUUCCCAUAUCACAGGGACCUGGCACGGAUCCUGGUGACAGUGGAGGAUGAAAACGACCAUGCCCCUUACUUUACCAACAUUCUCUACGAGGCCUCUGUGUUUGAAUCGGCACAAAAGGGAUCUGUCGUGCUCCAGGUGACCGCACUGGACAGAGACAAGGGCAAGAACGGGGAGCUCCUCUACUCCUUUGAAGCAGGUAAUGCUGGGAACAUAUUCUGCAUUGAACCAGACUCCGGUAUAAUUUCCGUCGCCAAGGAGCUCGAUCUCACAUCCGUUGGUUACUACGUCGUCACCGUACGAGUGACAGACAAUGGCUCCCCUCCUAUGGCGGCGACCACAACCGUCAGGAUUUCUGUCAUACUCUCCGAAAACUCCAGCCCCAAAUUCCCCCAGAGGAAAUAUCAGGCGGAAGUUAACGAGAACGUGGCCGUCGGCACGUCUUUGACCACGAUCGCCGCCCUGGGCCGGUCCAUGCUGACCUAUGAUAUAAAGCAGGGUAAUGCUGAAAGGAAGUUCAGGAUCAACCCUUACACGGGGGUCAUCAUGACCCAGGGAUCUCUGGACUAUGAGAGUACUACUUUGUAUGUGCUGAUCGUGCAGGCUGACAACAUGGCGGGCUUGUCCUCCAGUGCCACUGUGAGCAUCCAGGUUGUGGACAGGAAUGACAACCCACCAAUCUUUCAACAGCUGCAGUACAGGGGGAGCAUCAGUGAGUCUUCUCCCAUCAACAGUGUGGUCCUGACUGCUGAUGGCAGGCCUCUGGUGAUAAAGGCCACUGAUGCUGACAGGCAGGGGAAUGCGCUGCUGGUCUACCAAAUCAUGGAAGAGACUGCCAAAAUGUUUUUCACAGUCGAUUCUGGCACUGGAUCAAUAAGAACCAUUGCCAACCUGGACCACGAGACCUUCAGCAGCUUUAGUUUCAGGGUCCAGGUGAGGGACAGCGGAGUGCCCCAGCUGACGGCUCAGAGUCCAGCCCAGGUAACAGUCACCGUGGUCGACACCAACGAUUCCCCUCCCAGGUUUUCCCAAGAUGUGUACGAAACAGUUCUGCUGCUCCCCACAUACGUUGGUGUGGAGGUCCUGCAGGUGACCGCCACUGAUCCGGACCAAAACACCCCAACGGAGCUGACCUACACCCUGAGAGAUGGAAGCUUGGAACAUUUUGCCAUUGAUCCAAUCAGCGGUAUUCUCAAGGUGAAGAACACAGACUUCUCUAAGGAUCGCUACAGGUUCAGCUUGGUUGUCUGUGACGGGAGGUUCUCCAGCACAGCCCUGGUCAUAGUACUUGUAAUGGAGGCGAUGGACAGUGGCUUGUCCUUUACACAGGCACUUUACACAUCCUCUGUACUUGAGAAUGUCAAUAACGUUACCACGGUAGCAGUGGUGAGUACCGUAGGAAGCUGGCUUAAUGAACCCCUCAAAUACUGCCUCCUGAAUGCUGGGACUAAUUUCAAGAUCAGAGCCACGUCUGGGGUGAUCCAGACUACUGGUGUGCCCUUCGACAGGGAGGAAGAGGAGCUGUUUGAGCUUGUUGUUGAGGUGAGCAGGCAGCGUGACCGUCUGCGGGUGGCGAGAGCGAUAGUAAUGGUCCAGGUGGAAGAUGUUAAUGACAACGCCCCGGUGUUCACCGGCCUCCCAUACUACGCCGUUGUCCAGGUAGAGGCCAAACCAGGGUCGCUAAUAUUUCGAGUCAAGGCCACGGACCGGGACAAAGGCAUCAACGGGCAGUUGUCCUAUUUCUUAAAGCAGGAACACAGGCACUUCAAUAUGAACAGAAUCACCGGUGAGCUCACGCUGAAGAAAGCCUUUGAUGUGGACCUGUCCAAUGUAGAGUACCAGGUGGAGGUUCUCGCCAAAGACAGUGGGUCCCCUCCUCUUGUCACAGUAGUGGAGUUCCCAAUCACCGUUGUGAACAGAGCAAUGCCUGUUUUUGAUAAGCCAUUCUAUGGAAUCUCAAUCAGAGAGGACGUGACGACACUCACCCCUAUCUUAGUAAUAAAUGCCACCAGCCCUGGGGGUGAGAGCAUCAUGUACACAAUAGUGGAUGGGGACCCUUCCUCGCAGUUCACCAUUGAUUUUGACUCUGGCAUUAUUCGUGUUGCUUACCCUUUGGACUUUGAAGUCAGAUUCUCUUUCAGGCUGAUUGUCAGGGCGACAGACAUGCUCACAGGAGCCAGAUCAGAGGUGAGUGUGGAUGUGACCGUGCUGGAUGUGAAUGAUAAUCCACCAGUUUUCCAGAGAGCCUCCUACUCGGCCUCCCUGCCUGAGACUACAGUUAUUGGAACACCGGCCCUGAAAGUUACAGCCACGGACAAGGACUCAGUAAAAAACAACGUUGUCAGAUAUCAGAUCCUUCCAGAUACCAACAAUAGCACAGACUACUUCCACAUAGAUGGCGGUAGUGGGCUCAUUCUGACAGCUCGCCCGCUUGACCAUGAGCUGAUCCGGCACUACAGCUUUGCCGUCAGGGCGAUUGACAGUGGAUUCCCUGGCCAGAGCAGUGAUGUCACGGUCACGCUUUCAGUGGUAGAUUCCAAUGACAACCCUCCCGUCUUCAGUCAGCCACUCUACGAGGCGUACGUCAGCGAACUGGCACCAAAAGGGCAACUUGUGACAUGUGUCCAGGCGUCGGAUGCGGAUAUGUCUGACUCCAACAACCUGGAGUACAGGAUCCUGUCUGGGAAUGAAAGGAUGAAUUUCGUCAUGCAUGAGAAAAUGGGGGCUAUCACCCUAUCCAGCCAGCAGAGACAGGGGGUGGAGCCCAUGUACAGCCUGAACAUAUCUGUGUCCGAUGGGGUUUUUACCAGCACUGCUCAGGUGCUCAUCAGAAUCAUUGGCGCAAACCUUUUCAGCCCUGUCUUCAACCAAAGGUUCUACCUGGCCCAGGUACUGGAAAAUGCCCCAGUUGGGUCCAGCGUGAUCAAAAUCAAAGCCACCGAUGAGGACUCAGGGCCUUUUGGCCUGGUCACAUACUCCUUCAUCAAUGACAUGGGGAAGGAUCAGUUCAACAUUGAUAUGGAUGGCCUUAUCACAACCAAGCAAAACCUAGACAGGGAAAGUCCAGCGAAUAAGGAUAUCGUCCUGACAGUAAUGGCUGUGGAUGGGGGAGGCAGAGCCUCCUUUUGUUCUGUCAGAGUUAUGCUAGUGGAUGAGAAUGACAAUGCUCCUCAAUUCAAGGCUGUGGAGUACAGGGUGAGCAUCAAAUCCAACAUGGUCAGGGGCUCCCUUGUCACUCAAAUCCAAGCCUACGAUCCUGAUGAAGGCACAAACGGCAAAGUGACCUACUCGCUCUACAGCGAGGCCCACAUUCCUGUGGUAGACACCUUGGACAUAGACCCAGAAAAUGGCUGGAUGGUCACCAGAGGCAGCUUUAACCAUCUGACAAACUCAGUUCUCUCCUUCUUUGUGAAAGCCUCGGACGGGGGGAUCCCGAUGAAACACUCUCUGGUGUCAGUGUUCAUCCAUGUCCUGCCUCCUGAGGUCUCCGUGCCCUCCUACACCCAGCCCCAAUACUCCUUCACAGUUCCUGAGGACACGCCCGUGGGGGCCACAUUAGGCUCCGUCCUUCUGGUUCCCAGCUCCCCCGCUGUCUUCCGCAUCGUUGUCGGGGAGACGUGGGAGAGCAACCGGGGCGGCAUGUUCACGGUGGAGAGGGAGAUGGGUGUCAUCAAACUGAGAGAACCUCUGGACCACGAGGCUGUUAGCGUCUUCCGUUUCAAGGUGUCUGCGACCGUGAAGUUGGCCCUGGUAGAAUCUGUCACGGUUGUAGACGUAGAGGUGAAGGUGCUGGAUCUUAAUGACAACAAGCCCUCGUUUGAGACUGGCUCCUAUGAGGCCAUUGUCAUGGAAGGGAUGCCAAUCGGGACCCGGGUGAUACAAGUACGGGCCCUUGACCCAGACUGGGGAUCCAAUGGUCAGGUUACCUACAGUCUGGGCCCCCCUCCUCCAAACUCAGAUGGGAUUUCCAGUACCUUUGCCUUGGACAGUAAGACAGGUUGGAUUACUACCCUCCAAGACCUUGACCGAGAGAGGUGUCCAUCGUACACAUUCACAGUGGUGGCAUUGGACAUGGGGGAGAUGGUGUCCAUGUCCUCAAGUGCUAUUGUGACAGUCACCAUUGCUGACAUCAAUGACAACCCUCCCAGUUUCAAGAAGGACUACUACAGAGGUGCAAUUCAGGAGAGUGACCCUCCAGGAGAGGUGGUGGUGGUUCUCAGUACACAAGAUGAAGAUAGCUCUGAUAUCAACCGGCAAGUCAGCCUGCACAUCACAGGAGGGAAUCUGGCAGGUUUGUUUGCUGUGGGGUUGGUUGGGGGAGAGUGGAAGCUGUAUGUGCAGAGACCAUUGGAUCGGGAGGAGCAGGACCUAUUCCUCCUCAACAUUACUGCCAGUGAUGGGCUGUUCAUGGCCACAACUGUGGUGGAGGUGACUGUGAUGGACACCAACGACAACAGUCCAGUCUGUGUCCAGACCCUGUACACAGCCUCAUUCCGGGAAGACAGUCCCCUCAAUAGCAUCGUUCUCACAGUGCGGGCCACUGAUGCAGACAUUGGGAACAGUUCGGAGAUUCAGUACUCCCUGUUCGGCAUUGGCGUUGAGGACUUCUAUAUGGAUGCAAACACUGGGGAAGUGAAGAUAGCUUCAACCCUGGAUCGGGAAAGGACCCCCGGGUACAAACUGAUCGCCCAGGCAACCGACGGCGGGGGGCGUUUCUGCCGCGCAGAGGUCUCCCUGACCCUCCUGGAUGUAAAUGACAACCCACCCGCCUUCUCUGCUCCGCGGUACGCAGCCAGUGUCUACGAGAACGCGGCCCCGAAAGCGCUGCUGACCUGUCUGCGGGCCAGUGACCCAGACGAAGGUAUAAACCGCAAGAUUACCUACUCCCUGGUGGAUUCUGCAGGCGGAACAUUUUCUAUCAACGAAACCCUGGGGAUCGUAGUUGUGGAGAGGUCCCUAGACCGAGAGCUGCGGUCCUCCUACACAAUCACGGCCAAGGCCUCCGACCAGGGGCUGGGCGUGGCUCUGUCAUCCUUUGUGGAACUGGCCGUCACUGUGCUGGACGUCAACGACAACCCGCCGGUCUUCCAGAAGCCGGAGUACACAGGCCGGGUGGCCGAGGACUCGGCCGUGGGCACGGAGGUGCUCCGGGUGUGUGCCACCAGCGAGGACGUCGGCGUGAAUGCCGAGAUCUACUACAGCAUCCGCUCUGGCAACGAAUUCGGCCAUUUUGAGAUCCAUGUUAAGACAGGCACCAUCUCCGUCUCCAAGGGUUUGGACUUCGAGGUGUGUAAAAGCUAUUUCCUGACUGUGGAGGCCUGGGACGGGGGCACCCCUCCUCUGGGAGCAGUCACCAAGGUAACCAUCGAACUGACAGACGUGAAUGACAACGUGCCCACGUUCAAGCAGGACGUUUACACGGCGGGAGUCAGCGAGGAUGCCGCGAUUGGGCAGUCUGUCGUUCAGGUGUUGGCAAAAGACCCGGAUAGCCAGUUAAAUGGACGGAUUGUGUACUCCAUUGCCAGCGGUGACCGUGGAAAUCAGUUCUCGAUCAAUUCGGCCUCCGGGGUUAUCAGGGUCAACAAAAAGCUGGACAAAGAAAUGAUAUCCAGCUACUACUUGGUGGUGAAAGCACAAGACAGCGGAUCGCCCCCCAUGUCAUCUGCGGUAACCGUCAACAUUGAUGUGUCAGAUGUGAAUGACAACCCACCCGUCUUCUCCCAGUCCAAUUACACCGUUUACAUUCAGGGUGGCAGUCCUGUGGGCACCAGCAUCGUGCAGCUGUCCGUCUCUGACCCCGACGGCCCCCCGCUUGAAGUGCGCAUCAUCGCCGGUAACGCAGGAAACGCCUUCGUUUUGGACGAGUCUCGGACACUCAGGUCUAAUCGGAUCAUUGGCCUGGAUGGAAUGAGGGAAUAUGCUGUCCAGGUGCAGGCCCAGGACUCGGGGAAACCCCGUCUGUCCUCCACCGCGCACGUCUUCGUCCGUGUGACGGGAGAGGGCCUCAGCCGGCCCGUGGCCCUGCCCCUGGAGAUCUGGAUCGUCACCGCGGGCGACCGGUUCCCGGGCGGCGUCGUGGGGAGGAUCCAGGCCUCGGACCGGGACGAGGGGGACAUGCUGUCGUUCAGCUUCCGGCCGGAGCAGAGCGGCCCCUUCAAGAUCAACUGGCAGGACGGGAGGGUGGUCGCGCUGGGGGGCCUGGGCCCCGGCCGGUACUCUCUGACCGCCAGCGUGAGCGACGGCCGCUUCUCCGUGCCGGCGGACGUGAGCGUGGUGGUGGAGCGCGCGUCCGCGCAGGGCCUCCGGGACAGCGUGACCGUGCGCUUCCUGGACGUGUCCCCGGAGGACUUUGUGGGCCGCGGCCUGCGGGAGGUCGCGGGCGCGUUGCGUGAGGCGGUCGGCGUGCCGGACUCCCAGGGCCGGGGAGCGGUGCGUCUGCUGGGCCUGCAGCCCGUGCCGGGGACCGCCCACCUGGACCUGCUCCUGGCGGCCGAGGCGCCGGACGGCGCCCUCUACACGGCUCCCCGCCUGGCUGAGGUCCUCGCCGCCGCGCGGGGGAGGCUGGAGAGCGUGCGGCCGAACUUCCUCGUCCUGAACGGAAGCUGCACCAGCCCAGAGUGCCGCGGGAGGCCUUGUGAGCAGGUCCUGGACCUGGUGCCCAACGCCCCUGUGACCUACAGCACCGCCAGGGUCAGCUUUGUCUCCCCGCGCUUCAGCAGGAGGGAGCACUGCCCGCUUCCUGUGGCCUGCGUCGGUGGUGACUGCAUGCCUUCCUCAGAGCAGUGUGAGGGUCAGGCCUGUCCAGAGGACAUGCAGUGUGUAGCUGUGUCUCCAGUCUCCAACACCUGCCAGUGUUUUCCAGGCAAGCUGAGUGACUGUGCAGGUAAAACCCCGCUCACUUUCACUGGAAACAGCUACAUUAAAUACCGAGUGCCAGACAGCAGCAAAGGCAGCCAGAUGAAACUGGAAAUGAGAAUCAGGACACUGCACAGCCACGGGGUCCUCAUGUACAAACGCUCUGAGCCCUGUACGGUCCUAAAGAUAGAGCAGGGGAAGCUGCAGUUCCAGCUGGACUGUGACAACAGCCUGGGUGUUUCCGGGAGGCCCGUCAGCGAUGGGGUCUGGCACGCCGUGGCCCUGGAGCUGAUGCCCAACAUCACCGUCCUGACGCUGGACGACAGCGCUGUGGAGCGCCGGUGGCCCGCCCCGCCCGCCCCGCCCUGGCCCCUGGGGGGCGACGGCUCCUUCUUCCUGGGGGCGAGGGUGGGGCCCCCCGGGGCCACAGAGGGGACGGGGCCACGUGUGCAAGCUGGGUUUCUGGGGUGCCUGAGCUCGGUGGUUCUGAAUGACGUGGAGCUGCCUGUGUGGAACAGGCGCAGCCCCUACGCGGAGGUGCUGGGUCUGACCGAACUGACGCUGGGCUGCGUGCUCUACCCUGACGCCUGUCGGGAAGCACCCUGCCUGAACGGCGGAAGCUGCUCCAGCCUGCCAUCUGGUGGUUAUGAGUGCAGCUGCUCCUCUCAGUUCACCGGGUGGCGAUGCGAGACACAGAUCUCCUCCUGCAUCCCUGAUCCCUGUCAGAACGGCACCUGCAGAUCCACUGGGAGCAGCUUCCUGUGUGACUGCCAGAGAGGAUUCACUGGCCUCACGUGUGAGGAGGAUGUGAACGAGUGUGAGCGGGGGCGGUGUGAGAACGGCGGGACGUGUGAGAACACGGUGGGGGCGUUCCGCUGCGUGUGUGCGGAGGGGUACGAGGGGCCGCUGUGCGCCCGGGCGGGCCCCGCGGGGCCCGACACGCAGACGGAGGCGCUGUCCUACGUGGGCCCGGCGGAGCUGGUGGGCAUCGGCGUGCUGCUCUUCGUGCUCCUCCUCCUCCUCGCGGUCUUCGCGGGGUUCCGGCGGAAGGCCUUCCCCCCGCGCCGCGCGCACGCCGGCCUGCCGCGGAGCGUGGACCGGGGCUCCUCCGUCCCGCCCCUCAGGGCCGCCCCGCCCGCGGGGGCUCCCCCGCAGGUCUGCGUGCGCCCCACGGCCCACACCCUCCCGCACAUCCACGGGGGCCCGCCCGCGGACCUCACCCUCCCGCGCAUCCACAGGGGCCCGCCCGCUGCCCACACCCUCCCGCGCAUCCACGGGGGCCCGUCCAGCGGGGAGAGGACCGCGGACCUCAGGCCGGGCCCGUCCAGCGGGGACAGGACCGCCCUCCACACGCCCCGCUCCGAGCCGCCCCGCUUCCGCCAGGGGGUGGCUGUCUGCAGCGUGGCCCCCAACCUGCCCCAGCACUCCCCCUGCCACUCCGCCUGCAGCUCCAAACGAUUCGACGCUCGACUCCUGACCCUCCCUCCUGACCCUCCCUCCUUCCCCGCAGGUAAAGCGGUGGACGUGGUGGAAGAGGUGACCCAUUUCUCGGGCAGUAACUCUGAGGUUCAGUCUCUGAGCUCUGUCCCAUCUGAGUCCUGUGACAAUAAUGAGGAUUACUCACUGGAUCAUGAGAACCAAAUCUGCUUUGAAAUCGUCAAGGAUUCUUUUGUGAACUCCUACUGGGGCACGCCGGACUGGAUCUCCGCGUCCCGCGUGCUGGAAAUGGACGACGUGCCCAGGCUUGAGUCCGGGGGCGGUGCCCGAGGCCUGGACGCAGCCGGUCGGUCUGGGGGGCCGGCCGGUGAACGGGGGGACCGCUGGCCGGCCCUGCCCCUCCUCGAGGGUCUCUACGACACCCCGCCAGCGGCUCGCCCCCUCUUCACCGAGAGCCCCCUGAAGGGCCACCGCGUCUGCACGCACGCCCGCCCUGCCCCGCUCCCCGGGAGGGAAGCCCGCCGGGGCGUGCCGCAUGGCCGGCACCCCGAACCGGGGACGGGACUCCCGGCAGGAGGCGUGCCGAUGGCCCCUCACCUGUCUGUCUCCUGUCCUCCCCCACGCUCGGACUCGGGCGGCAGCGACUACGAGAGUGUGGAUGACCUUCCGGUGGAGUCCCCUCGGGAAUUUGCACGCGGUCAUCGGCGGACUCAGGUGUGA